AUGGCCGCUCAAGUCGCUAUUCCCAAGACUCAGACUGCCAUCAUUGCGGCCGAUGCUGAGGGCACUCUCAAGAUUGCCGACAAUGUCCCCGUAAUUGAGCUUGAGCCUGAUGCGGUUCUGGUCAAGACUGCUGCUCUCGCCCUGAACCCUGUCGACACCAAGAUGUUCAAGGGUUUUGCUGCCGAAGGCGCCAUUCUCGGUUUCGACUUUGCCGGCACCGUCGUCGCUGUUGGCUCUGCCAUUACCAAGGACGUCAAGGUCGGUGACAGGGUUCUCGGCUCCGCUGACAGCAUGGACGUAAAGCGUCCUAGCGGCGGCGCUUUCUGCCAGUACGCUUCCACGCCUGCCAGUCUCACCCUCAAGCUUCCCGACGACGUGUCUUUCACCGAUGCCGCCUGCAUUAGCACCUCCCUGGCCUCUGCAGGCAUGGCCCUCUGGUUCAGCAUGAAGAUCCCCUACAACAUGGCCAACCCGGCCACGGGUGACAAGCGCCCCUACGUUCUGGUCUACGGUGGUUCUACCUCCACCGGUACCAUGGCCAUCCAGAUGCUCAAGAACGCUGGUCUGCGCCCUAUUGCUACCUGCUCUCCCCACCAUGACGAGUUUGUCCUUUCCUACGGUGCCGAGAAGGUUUUUGACUACCACUCUCCCACCUGUGCAAAGGACAUUCGCGCUUACACCGGCAAUGCUCUGGCCUACGCCAUUGACUGCAUCACCCUUACUUCCUCCAUGAAGAUCUGCUACGAGGCCGUCGGCCGUGCUGGUGGCCGCUACUGCGCCCUCGACCCCUUCCCCGAGACCCAAGCCACUCGCCGCGUUGUUAAGCCCGACUGGAUUCUUGGUUCUACCGUCAAGGGCCGUGGCUCCAUGUGGCCUGCUCCUUAUGGCCGUGAACCUGAUGCCACUGCCCGCUCUUUCUGCGAGGACCUCUACGCCGCUGCCCAGACCCGCCUGGAUGCUGGCCAGCUGAAGAACCACCCCGCCCAGGUUAUGGAGGGUGGCUUCGAGGGCCUCCUUGAGGGUAUUGAGAUGAUUCGCCGCAAGGAAGUCAACGGUUUCAAGCUUGUCUACAAGAUUGACAACUAA
Molecule: messenger RNA, 1086 nt
Organism: Akanthomyces muscarius
Lineage: Eukaryota; Fungi; Ascomycota; Sordariomycetes; Hypocreales; Cordycipitaceae
Exons: 1
Coding region: 1-1086 (361 amino acids)
Molecular function (GO): oxidoreductase activity, acting on NAD(P)H
Source: RefSeq, a predicted model, not a curated record